UGUAUCUGUCAAGCUCUUUAAUUUAGGCUCUUCGCAUUCAAGUGUCAAGCACGUACCAUUCUACAGUUCUCGCAAUGCCACCCACACUCAUACUCGUCCGCCACGCGCAGGCUCUGCACAACGUCGACAAAGACUACACUCUCCACGACCCCGAGCUGUCCGAACUUGGGCGGAAACAAUGUGCAGAGCUGAAGGAGCAACUUAUCCCGAGGAUACCCAAGAACCUUGACGUGGGCCUCAUCAUCGUCAGCCCGAUGAAACGGACUCUUGAGACGGCUUUGCUAGCGUUUGGUGAGCUUAUCGACAGGGGAAUACCGAUCGUUGCGCACGCCGGUUGGCAGGAAACCUCAGCCAAACCCUGCGACGUCGGCUCCCCUCUCGCUUCCCUUCCCCCUCUCUUCCCCCAAGUCGACUUCUCCCACGUCGACCCGGUCUUUCCCGACAAGACCUCCCCGGCGGGAGCCUUUUACAGGUACUCGCGGCAGGCCGUUGUCCACCGGGGGCAGACCGUCCUGCGCGAGCUGCGCGACCGGCCAGAGAAGGCCGUCAUCGUGGUCUCGCACUCGGGGUUUCUGAAGCACGCUGUCACGGGCCAUUUUUACAUGAAUGCCGAUUACCGCAUAUUUGACUUUGUUGACGGUCACGGUGAUGGUGCGUUGAACGGGAAUGACGCGGUGUUGCGCCAGUGGGAGGAGACGAAGAAGGGCGGAAUGGGGUGGAGCUGGGAGGAGACAGUGCCUUUGGGGGAUGGGCUGCCGGAUGAUGAUGAUUUUGCUGUUGAUGCGAUCACGGUGGACGCUGGGGACGGGGAUGGGUCCGUGAAUGAUGUGCAGGUACAUACUUGAUAACGUACCUCGAUAUGUGGUGAGGGGUUGCGGAUGUGGUGUAGCCGAUGUAGUUCGGUCAGGAAGGAAGAUUUGUUGCCCUCUCCCGUGUUGCGUUGGGUUAUUUUGGGUUUCACGCACGAGCUGUCUGCAGCUUCCCUAACGCAAGCGGCUCGCACUUGGAAGGGCAGGAGCGGUAGAUAUCCGCCUUAGAGAGGAGGAGCAUUGAACUGAUCUUGGUUUCUUUCUCACCACAUGACCGACCUGAGUAGGUAAAUGACGACUUGUAUCACAACAACAGUUUUCGUUCUCACCGUUUCUCGCAUGCAUUUCCUUGCCGCGCAGCUCCCUGUACACUCUCAAGUGCGCCUGGCUAUCAAUUCACGUUCAACUUCCGAUGCCCUUCGAGAUCCCAACUUGGCCGCAGGGCCCCGGAAGGGCAGUCUUGGCGCAGCACGAAACAAUCAUGGCAGCCAGAAACAAUGGAGCUGAGAUCCGAU
This is a messenger RNA of Parathielavia appendiculata, 1324 nucleotides long. RefSeq names its product phosphoglycerate mutase-like protein. The record is from RefSeq and is a predicted model, not a curated record. The coding region runs from base 75 to 845 and encodes 256 amino acids. The transcript is spliced from 3 exons. Gene Ontology annotation, molecular function: phosphatase activity. Lineage: Eukaryota; Fungi; Ascomycota; Sordariomycetes; Sordariales; Chaetomiaceae. Gene Ontology annotation, cellular component: cytoplasm.